Talaromyces proteolyticus is the source of this 1371-nucleotide messenger RNA. Its product is annotated as adenylate kinase 2. Gene Ontology annotation, biological process: nucleobase-containing compound metabolic process. Gene Ontology annotation, molecular function: ATP binding; AMP kinase activity. The coding region runs from base 444 to 1169 and encodes 241 amino acids. Gene Ontology annotation, cellular component: mitochondrion; cytoplasm. NCBI's taxonomy places the organism in Eukaryota, Fungi, Ascomycota, Eurotiomycetes, Eurotiales, Trichocomaceae. The transcript has 2 exons. The record is from RefSeq and is a predicted model, not a curated record.
AUCGAGAUUGGCUUCGAAUAAUCAUGCAACCACGUUCAUCCCCGACUUUCUGGAUCCUGGAGAGCCGUUCCGCCCAUUCGGGUGCUGCCAAUCCUCUCCGACAUUCACCGGUUACCAAACACAGAACAGCGCGCUAGUCACCUAGUUAUCUAGUGCGCGAUCAUCUAUGGCGAUCGAUUAUCAGACUCGCAGCUCCUCCGGCAAUACUUCUGGAACAACACUUUCGUCACAUGCUUUUUGACUGCUCUGGGCGAACAAUGCUACCUGCAGCACUCAUCGUGCUUUUCACAUGAUCAUUAGACCUCAUUCAUCAUAAUGUCCUACAAAUUCCGAUUGUGAUUUCCAAGCCAGCAUCGUUACACCGUCGUUUCUGCCGUUCAUCGCGGCAAGGCGGUCUCCCACACGAGACACCGUGAACCUACCGUGAUAUUCCACACAGCGUCAUGACAUCUACAACGAAGCGGCUCAAGAAAGCCGCUCGCAUCAUUCUCAUUGGAGCUCCCGGUGUUGGGAAGGGCACGCAAACCGAACGCUUACUCGCCAGAUUCCCGCAGUUAGCUGCCAUCAGCUCGGGUGACUUGCUGCGCGACAAUGUUCGAAGGAAGACGCCUUUAGGCAUCCAAGCCGAAACGCUGAUGCAAGCCGGGAAUCUUGUCCCGGAUGCUGUCAUGCUCGACCUCAUCUCCACAGAACUAUCAACAAAAGGUUGGAUUACGCCUUCACAACCUGGAGAAGCCGCCUCACCCUCCACUAAACCCUCAACCGCAGUGUCCUUCAUUCUCGAUGGCUUCCCACGGACCGCCACACAAGCUACAAGCUUGGACCAAAUCCUGCCCAUAAACUUUGCUGUUCACCUCUUAACCCCACCAGCUGUUAUCAUUUCUCGCAUAACCAAGCGCUGGAUCCAUGCACCGUCGGGUAGGGUGUACAAUACUGAUUUCAAUCCUCCAAAAGUUUUUGGAAAAGACGAUAUCACGGGCGAACCCUUGACUCAACGUGAAGAUGAUUCUAUACAAACUUGGAAAGAACGGCUCAACAAGUUUGAGGAAUCAAGCAGAACCCUCCUUGAUCACUACAAUAAUAAGGGCUGUCUCUGGCGUGUGGAGGGAAACUCCAGCGACGAAAUCAGCCCGAAGAUAUAUGCUGAAAUUGAACGAAGGUUUUCAUAGCCAUAGCGCUGGAGUGUAUACUACUGCGUCUUUUGUCUUAUCACAUGUUCUAUCUCGAUGUUUAAUAUUCCCCACGCCCAUGAUGUGCAACGACUGUCAUCGCCAAAUUCAAUGGAGAUGAAAGACUUAUGACAGAUCUGAUGCUGUUACUGGAUUAUGCUGUAUAAUAAUAUUGUUCAAUUACGCAGAUAUGAAUAUACAC